AUGAGUUCGACUUCGAGAGUUCCGUCGUCGACGGUUAUAAUGAGCAAUGUCAUGAACACAAACGUCACUGCUCAGGAUUCGUUAUAUCACAUCUGUAUUACAAUUAAAAGACGAUUAGAGGCGCUGCCUCAGCUGAAACCUUAUUUGAAUCUAGCAUAUUCUUCGAGUGAAUUGUUGUGUGAAAGACAAUCGUUGUUAUUAUCUCAAAAACAGCAACAGAAGAAGGACAACGGACAUGCGAGUAUACAAUCGAAUAGUUCAAUUGGCGGUGAUAGUUCCGCUAGCAAUGGGAACAGCACCAGCAAUGGUACGGCUGUCUCUGCUAAUGGCAGAACAAGUUUGAGUUCCACGUUGAGUACAAAGGAUGAUAUGUUUAUGGAUUCGACGAUCAAUACUUCCUCUGGUUUAUCUAGAUCCACCACUCUGAAUACAACUAACACAACUGGUAGUAAUAAUAACAUAGAAGAUACUUUGCUGACUUUCAGUAUGGGUAUUCUACCGAUCACUGAGAAUUGUGACCCAGUUACACAACUGUCACAAUUGUUUCAACAAGGCUCACCUCUAUGUAUUAUUUUCAACGCUGUACAAAGUCAAGUUAAAUUACCUGUAGUCUCUUCAGAUGAUUUGAAAAUAUGUAAAAAAUCCAUUUAUGAUUUUAUUUUGGGUUGUAAACAACAACUAGCGUUCAAUGAUGAAGAAUUAUUCACAAUUUCAGACGUAUUCGCAAAUACUACGGGACAGUUGAUGAAAGUACUAGAUGUUGUCGAAACAUUGAUCGACUCUGCACCAAAUGUUUUCCCAUCUGCUAAACAUAUUUUGGCAGAAGAAACUAAAAAAUUAAAUGAAGAAAUGGCAUCACAAAAAGCUUCAAAAAAUAAUGAAUCUUAUAAUAAAAUCAUGAAAGAAUUUGUUGCCACUGAGAGAAAAUAUGUUAAUGAUUUAGAAAUUUUAGAUGUGUAUAGACAACAAUUACUGGAUAGCAAUUCUAUAACAUCAGAAGAAUUGUAUAUGUUAUUUCCAAACUUAUCAGAAACUAUUGAUUUUCAAAGACGUUUUUUGGUUUCCUUAGAAAUUAAUGCUAAAGUUGAACCAACAAAACAGAGAAUAGGCGCAUUGUUUAUGCAUUCUAAGUUUUUCUUCAAAUUAUAUGAACCUUGGUCCAUUGGUCAAAACGCUGCUAUUGAUUUCCUUUCAAAUAAUUUGGAUCGUUUCCAAGAUACCGAAUUUGUAAUUAAAACAAAGUUAGAACUACAGUCAUUUUUGUAUAAGCCUGUUCAAAGACUCUGUAGAUAUCCCUUACUGUUGAAAGAACUGUUACAACGUUCACAAAGCAAUACUAACAUUAAAGAAUUGGAAAUGGCAUUAGAAAUUGCUAAAGGUAUUGCAAGAAGCAUCAAUGAUAAUCAAAGAAGAACUGAAAACCAUGAAGUCGUUAAAAAGUUAUAUGGACGUGUUGUUAAUUGGAAAGGUUACAGAAUUGCCAAAUUUGGUGAGUUAUUAUAUUUUGAUAAGGUUUCUAUAUCUACUAGUAAUUCUUCCGAAUCUGAGAAGGAAUUCGAAGUUUACUUAUUUGAAAAAAUCAUUAUCCUUUUUUCUGAAGUUUCUCAGAAAAAACCUGCAUCAUUAUCUUUAAAGAAGAAGACAACAGCUUCAUCUUUAUCAUUAAACUUAAACAAUUCACAUUCUACCAACUCCACUUCAAGUUUCAUGAAUGAACCUAAGUUGGAUUUAAGAGGUAGAAUUUUAAUUAUGAAUUUGAAUACAAUUAAUGCCGAAGGCUCACGAUCCUUAGAUAUUACUUGGGAAUCUCCAAAAGAACAAGGUAACUUUAUUUUGAAAUUUAAAAACGAAGAAAUAAGGGAUAAUUGGUCAUCUUGCUUACAAGAAUUAGUCCGUAACAUAAGAACAGAAUCAUUCCGAAAUUCUAGUAGUCAUGAAAAUAGAACUUCUCUUCAAUCACCAACCCUUGUCAGGGAUACUCAUAAUAGUAUUAUGUCAGUAGGAAGUAGCCAAAUUAAAAGAGUUUCAGAUUUAUUACCUAAAAACUCAAGUUCUUUUGGUCAAGAAUACAGAUCAGUUUCAGAUAAUUAUAAGAGUUCCAUUCCAGAGUCUGCAUUGUUGAUCCGUAUUGCCUAUAACUCUGAUUUCUAUACUAUUCUAAUAGAAUUAGAUGCAACUAUUAGCGAAUUGUUGCAAACAAUUAAGAGGAAACUAAGUCAUUCAGGCGUCAUCACUAAGAUUAAAUACCAAGAUGAAGAUGGUGAUUAUGUUAUUUUAGAAUCAGAAGACGACUGGAUAGUUGCAAAGGAGAUGCUGAGAGAGAAUAACGAUCAAAUCUUAAAUGUCUGUGCUUUUAACUAA
This is a messenger RNA of Tetrapisispora phaffii CBS 4417, 2361 nucleotides long. It is a transcript of the gene CDC24, whose product is annotated as Rho family guanine nucleotide exchange factor CDC24. Gene Ontology annotation, cellular component: nucleus; division septum; mating projection tip. The transcript has a single exon. Lineage: Eukaryota; Fungi; Ascomycota; Saccharomycetes; Saccharomycetales; Saccharomycetaceae. Gene Ontology annotation, biological process: establishment of cell polarity; intracellular signal transduction; septin ring organization. The record is from RefSeq and is a predicted model, not a curated record. Gene Ontology annotation, molecular function: protein binding; guanyl-nucleotide exchange factor activity. Bases 1 to 2361 code for a protein of 786 amino acids.